AAUCAACAUGUGACUCAAGUUGGUGUCUAUGCCAGUGUGGUUUUGUAUUGUGUAACAAGUAAACAUAAAACACAGGAAACAUGUAAGUUUUUAUCAGAGCUCACAAGGAAGUCUAGUCACAGACUCUUACACUCCAUAAUCACCAUCUGUACUGGUUGAUCUCUUUCUCUUCCAAUGGGUAGCAGUACUCUGUGGGUCUUCUUGCCUCUUGAGGUGAUCAUUGCUGUAGCAUGUUGUCUGGGCAAUGUGCUGGUGAUCUGGGCAGUGUGGACAUGUAGAGCCCUCAGGAAGCCCACCUUCUGCUUCAUUGUGUCCCUCGCUGUGGCUGAUUUCCUGGUGGGGUCUGUGGUCAUCCCUGUAGCUGUGCUUGUGGAUAUUGGUAUAAACACCUCUUUUCAUGGCUGCCUUUUCAUGUGUGGUGUCAUCAUAAUGCUAGAGGUGGCUUCUGUCGCCUUACUCCUGGCCAUAGCAGUGGACCGUUUUCUCCGUGUGCACAUCCCUCUGACGUAUAAGUCUACAGUCUCUAAGAAACGCUUAUGGAUCGUGGUUGCACUCUGCUGGGUCACUGCUGCAUUGUUGAGUUUUAUCCCCAUGUUUGGAUGGCACAAAUCUUUGGGCGCAGACAGAAUUGAAUGCAGAUUCUUUACUGUUAUCUCCUAUUCAUAUCUAGUUUACUUCAUAUUCUUCAGCUUAUACCUUCCUCCAUUGGCUCUCAUGACAGGCUUUUACUGUUACAUCUUCCUGACCACUCGAAGGCAGUUCAGGGCAAAUAUAGGUGUGGCUGCCAAGUCCAGCACAUAUUACCAAAAAGAACACAGACUGGCUGCUUCACUGGUUCUGGUCUUGGUUCUCUUUGUUGUCUGUUGGCUACCUUUAUUCCUCAUGGUCACUGUAAGAUUAUAUGGUCCACAUAUUGAGGUGCCCUCUGUUGCCGUUGAAUUAGGUGUCCUCCUGUCCCAUGCUAAUUCAGCAGUUAACCCCAUAGUUUAUGCGUUUAGGAUCCCCAAGAUAAAAGAGGCGUGUAAGAAGCUGUGGAGAAGAGUUUAUCAUGACAGAAAACAGCAGCAGAGUGAACAGAGCAAGACACAGAAUAAUACAGACAGAAACAAAAACAGCAAUGCAGAAAAGACCGGUACAAAAGACAACAGUACAGAAAACAGAAGAGCUACACAGGAGUCAGUGCUGUAAAAACCCUACAGCAAAUGAUGAUAUAUAUGAGAUGCACAAAGACUGUAAUUGACCAUUUCCAGCCAUCACAGUCAUCUCUAAAUGUUCCUUCUUCCAUCAGUCGAAGGAAAACCUCUGGCUCUGUUGAAACGAUUUGUUGUUUUAUCCUA
Molecule: messenger RNA, 1337 nt
Organism: Colossoma macropomum (tambaqui)
Lineage: Eukaryota; Metazoa; Chordata; Actinopteri; Characiformes; Serrasalmidae
Product: adenosine receptor A1-like
Exons: 2
Coding region: 175-1188 (337 amino acids)
Biological process (GO): G protein-coupled adenosine receptor signaling pathway
Cellular component (GO): dendrite; membrane; synapse
Molecular function (GO): G protein-coupled adenosine receptor activity
Source: RefSeq, a predicted model, not a curated record